GAAUUGGACAAUGUGGACGCGGUCUAGUAGUAUAAAAACGGGGGCACUCCUUGUCGAAAUUAUUCAGUUGCCAACAUCAACAGCAUAAACAUGUACGCCAAGCUGAUCGUCGCUUUGUGCGCUGUGGGUAUCGCCCAAGCGGGUGGCCUGUUGGGAGGUGCUCACUUGGCGUACAGCAGCCACGCCAUCGCCGCCCUGGUUGUGGCUACCUACGCCGCUCCCGCCGUAGCUCAUUACGCCGCUCCUGCCGUAGCAUCUUACGCUGCUCCCGCCGUGGCGACCUAUGCUGCUGCCCCAGUCGUAGCCAAGACCAUCGCUCCCGCCGUGUCCUCCGUAUCGUCCUACUCUACUCACACCGCUCACGGAUCUCCCGCGUUCGCCGCCUACUCCGCUCCCGUUGUGGCUAAGGCCUACGCUGCUCCCGCCGUCGCCGCCUACUCUGCCCCCAUUGUGGCUAAGAGCUACGCUGCUCCUGCCAUCGCGACCUACGCCGCUGCACCAGUCGUCGCUAAGGCCAUCGCACCUGCUGUUACCUCCGUAUCUUCUUACUCCACCCACACCGCCCACGGUGGCGCGUACGCUGCUCCGGCCGUCGCUGCCUACGCUGCUGGUCCCGUUUACGCCAAGAGCUACGCAGCACCGGUCAUCUCUUCCUACGCCGCUGGACCUGUCAUCGCUAAGAGCUACUCUGCCCCAAUCAUCUCUUCCUACUCUGCUGGCCCCAUCGUCGCCAAGAGCUACGCUGCACCCGCCUACUCGACAUACGCUGCCGCUCCUCUGGUAGCUAAGGCAUACGCUGCCCCUGCGUACGCCACAUACGCCGCCGCCGCGCCCGUCCUGAAAUCAGCUGUGGCGUACUCUGCCGCUCCCGCCGUGUCUCACAUUUCCUACAGCGGUCACGGUGCCGCCUAUGGUUGGUAAACUGAAUCAAAGUUUAAAUUAUAUUGUAAAUAGACCAAUGAAAUAAA
Manduca sexta (tobacco hornworm) is the source of this 968-nucleotide messenger RNA. Its product is annotated as cuticle protein 16.5. Bases 91 to 921 code for a protein of 276 amino acids. The transcript has 2 exons. NCBI's taxonomy places the organism in Eukaryota, Metazoa, Arthropoda, Insecta, Lepidoptera, Sphingidae. The record is from RefSeq and is a predicted model, not a curated record.